GUACAUCCAUUUAUUGAAAUUUUUAGAAGUCUUCACAAUCCAUCGCUAGCUUUGAGUGCUCAGUAGCUGACCUUCCACUGAUCUUCUGCACACCAUCCAUCCAUCAUCUCCCGGUCGACCCCUACUACAAUGACUUUCCACCGUUCUUUCCAUAAUAAUUUUCUCAAGGUUAUUCCCAUCUCUAUGUCUCAGGUGACCACAGCAUAUAAGUUUGCAUCUGUUGAUUUCUGGCAACCAGGUCUGCUUCUCUCCAAUAAUAUUUCCAACAUAGGCAUUUGCCCUUCUUUUUUCGUCCAGGACAUAUGCAAAAGUCUUUGCCAGCACCACAUUUCAAAAGCUUCAAUUGUCUUCUGGCCAGCAGCAUUAACCUCCCAUGAUUCACAUCCAGAAAUUGCUCUGAAAAAAUUAGGCUUUUCACCAGUUGCACCUUCCCACAUUUCGAGAUGUAACUGUUUUUCCAUAUUUUCUUAAGGGAGGCCACAACUGAGCGAGCCAUCUUCAGUUAUUGAUCUUACAUGGUAAAUCUGUAAUGAUGUAGGGGGUGACUACUGCCUGAAGGGACCUUUUCUGCCUUUACCAAAAUAGGAAUAAAUAACAGAGUGAAGUAACUAUCGUACGAUCUUCACAUUGCAUGCGAGCAAAGCUCUGCUCAGUGUAAUCCAGCGUCGCAUGAAAUGAAGGAUAGAAGCAAAACUACCACCCCAACAAGUUGGUUCCAGAGAAGGCCGAAACACAUGUGACCAAAUCACAAAUAUCUGUCACAUCAUUGAAGAAUGCAGAGUGCAUUCAUCCAUUAAUCAUGUGUUUCAUUGACAUCCCAAAAGUGUUAGAUAUUGUCCCACACCCCCAUCUUUGGAGGAUACUGGCAGACAUGGGGAUUCCAAAGCCUCUUAUUGAACUCAUCACAAGUCUCUACCACCAACAGGCCAAAGUGCAACCAGCGGGUUUUCCACCGGGUGGGGUGUGAGACAAGGGUAUAUUUUGUCCCUAAAAUCCUUUAACAUAUAUGCAGAAUUUAUGAUGAUAGAAACUUCCUUUUUUUUUUUUUUAAAUGAAGGCUGAGAUUCUCUCGUAUUUGCAUGACUUCAGGAGCUGGGACUUUAAGAAAACUCUCCAACUUACAAGAGUUGGUAACGCUGCCAUGAAGUCAAUGGGGCUACCCUAGUAUCAAACCAGUGUUGGUGUGAACAGAACCAGGAGCAGAGACGGGUCAAAACCAGAGCCUCAAAACUGGAUCCCUCUGAAUUUUGAGGGAGGGGGUACCAAUGCCAAUCCCUUCAUCUGACCUCAUUAUUAUGGCUUUGGUUCCAGGAUGGGAAUACUCCCAGUGCAGGCGCAAUUCAGGACUGGUGUUGGCCACCCUCCUUUGCAAGCUGGAAUCCCGGAGGCACAAGGGUGGUGAAAUACACCUUGUUACCUCUCCACUGCCAGGCCCGCACCUCCCAUGCCGAUCAGCAGAGGAUCCAACCCUCCCGCUCUGCAGUCUCCUUGUCCAACACCCAGUCUGGGACCCUCAAUUCCAAAAGCCUGAAACCUUCACUGUUUUACUGUAGCAUCAGGGAUCAUUCUGCUGAGGAGGAAAACAGCUGGUUUGGGAACAUCUGCUCAGCUGUGAUUGUUGCCCAGAAAGUGACUUUCUGGAGCCCACCUUGCAGACAAACACAGCAGCAGCAAUAGAGCCACUGACACACAGAGCCAAAUUCUGCUCUCACACUGGUGUAAAUCUAGGUUAACUGGGCAAAUAAAGGCUCACAAUGAGACAUGCAUGGAGCCUCUGUUCCCUGGAAACAUGCCCCUUAAUCUCUUUAGCAGGUUUUAGCCCAGUUUUGUGUGCCACUGCUGCCCACAUACUAAAAUGGGCUGCUCCCUCCCAUUUCUUGUGAUUCUUAAUGACAUCUCAUUUCCUGGCACCAAAUGCUGGAGCAUGAUGCCACACCCACCCUUUGGCGUGCAGCAUUUGACCCCAGGGCAAAGAGACAGGCAGCUCUGAUGGAGCUGGAGACCAGAGCCCUGGCACCCAGCAGCCGAAUGGGGCUGUGCUAGGGGGAAAACGCUUCCGAAGAAUAAAGAGGAAAGACACUGUAUGGUCCAGCAGGGAUGGAGGGCUACUGCGUUUGAUGUUCACUGUCUGUAUCAAGGCCGAGCUGUUUGGAUCCGAGGAGUCUGUGCUACUCCCAGGGGAAAGGAAUCGAUGGGACAUUAUUUGAGCUACAUUUUUCAAAUCUAUUUCUUUACGUAAGUGCUGGGUGAAGCUCUGGGGUCAUACAGGGAUCCUGAUCUCUGCAACACUGAGCUAGCAGGGGCUGGGAACGUUGUGGAAAAGAUUCAUCCCCAGGAAGAGCAAGGGGCAGGCCUGGUGGUAGGCUGGGGAAGGCAAAGGAUAAGUGAUGAGGUCCAGUGGUGGUUAUGGCACCAGCCCUGGUGAUUCAGGUUCAAGUUCUGGCUGUGUCACUCGCUGGCUUCCUGUGCGACCUUGGGCAACCCACACCAAGCUUGUCACCGUGACCACGUACUGCGCGGCAAGCUGAGGCAGAACUGCACAGAUCUUUAGCCUCUCUGCGCCGCAGCGUCCCCUCUUUAAAAUGGGGGUAAUAAUGCUUCUCAACCUCACGCGGGGGCGGGGUGGGGUUGUGCAGAUAAACCCAGUAAUGGCUGCGAUGCGCUCCAACGCUGCGGGAAUGGGAGCCAUGGAAGCGCCUCAGCCAGAUAAGAGGGGAGCAGGCUCUGGCGGAGCUUCCUGCUGACACGACGCCGGCCUUGUUGCUACGCGUGGGUGGGGUGACGCCAUGACUCCAGGAGGCUGGGAUGGGGGAGAUGGUGCUAUUCCCCCCCCCAGCCACCUCCAUGCCCCACACUGGCAUUUUGGGGCCUCCCCGCCCUGCCACUUCGCCAGGCUGCAGCACGUGGCCACAUUUGGAGGGGGUCCCCGCCGGGCCAGGUCACCCCACGUCGGCGUCACGUGACCCUGCACCCCGCUUUGCCCCCCGCCCCCAGGGUCCUGCGGCCGCGCUGGGAGCGGGCCACGCGCUGAUAUCACGCACCAGCCGAAAUCGGACGUCGUGCGCCGUCACCCCGGCGACGCGAGGAUGUCAAGAGCCAUCACCAUGGCAACGGUAGGACGUCACGCACCAGCACCAUGGCAACGCUGGGCCGGUCUUAUGUGCCCAACAACCCCGACUCAGGCCCUCGGGGGGCGGGGCGGGAGAGGUCACGGAGAAGGCGCGAAAGCAGCACGAGCGGCCCCGCGACCCGGCCCCCUGCAACGCUCGCCCUGUGGGCGGGGCCAAAGCGGCUCCCCCGUCACGUGACCCCCCCAGCAUGGCGGCGCCCUGGGCUGCCUCGGACGGGGCCCGGCGGGGUGUUGCGGAAGCGGGAAGGGUUGCGUGUCAAUGAGGCGGGCGGGCGCUGGCGAGGAGCCCCCACCCCCCCCCGAGCGAGCGGGGCAGGUGCUUUGGAGUAGACCGCAGGGGAUGCACAUGAUGUUUUGAGGCACCAUGCUAUUCACUGCAUAUGUCGCCUUUGCUGUCCUGCUGGCAAUAUGCCUGGGUUUGGAGUUCUCCGCCUGCCGCGCCAAGCUCACUGGCAGCACCUGUACCAACCCUGCCUUCCUGCGGUUCCAGCUGGACUAUUACCAAGUGUAUUUCCUGGCUCUGGCGGCUGACUGGCUACAGGGCCCCUACCUCUAUAAACUCUAUCAGCACUACCACUUCCUGGAGGGCCAGAUCGCCAUCAUUUAUGUCUGCGGCUUUGCCUCCAGUGUGCUCUUUGGACUGGUCUCCACCUCCUUGGUUGACUGGCUGGGUCGCAAGAAAUCCUGCAUCCUCUUCUCCCUGACCUACUCGGUCUGCUGCCUCACCAAGCUCUCCUGGGAUUACUUCGUGCUGGUAGUGGGGAGGAUAUUAGGAGGGUUGUCCACAGCCCUGCUGUUCUCCGCCUUCGAGGCGUGGUAUAUGCAUGAGCAUGUGGAACGGCAUGACUUCCCGGCAGAGUGGAUCCCGGCCACCUUUUCGAGGGCCGCCUUCUGGAACAAUGUCAUUGCGAUCGGAGCGGGGGUGACAGCCAACUUUUUCGCUGAGUGGCUGGGCUUGGGCCCCGUGGCCCCAUUCAUGGUCUCCAUCCCAUUCCUCAUGCUGACGGGCUUCUUUGCCGUGAAGAACUGGGAUGAGAACUAUGGCAAGAAGCGGGCACUGUCCAAGACUUGCAUCGAUGGUUUGAAGUGUCUCCUGUCUGACCGGCGUGUCCUGCUCUUGGGCGCUAUCCAGGCCUUGUUUGAAAGCGUCAUCUAUAUCUUCAUCUUCCUCUGGACACCUGUCCUCGAUCCGCACAACCCACCUCUGGGCAUUGUCUUCUCCAGCUUCAUGGCUGCGAGCAUGGUGGGGUCAUCGCUGUACCGUAUUGCCACAUCCAAGAGGUACCACCUCCAGCCCAUGCACAUCCUCUCUCUUUCUGUCUUGAUGGUAUUCUUCUCCCUCUUCAUGCUGACUUUCUCCACCAACCCUGGGCAGGAGAGCCCUUCUGAGUCCUUCCUGGCCUUUUUGCUGAUUGAACUCUCCUGUGGGCUGUAUUUCCCUGCCAUGGGCUUCCUCCGGCGGAAGGUGAUCCCAGAGAAGGACCAGGUGGGCGUGAUGAACUGGUUCCGCAUCCCCCUGAACCUGCUGGCUUGCCUUGGCAUGCUCAUCCUCCAUGACAGCGACUACAAGACAGGUACCAGGAACAUGUUCACCAUAUGCUCUGUGAUGAUGGUGAUGGCGUUGCUGGCCGUCGUUAGCCUCUUCACCGUGGUCAGGAACAACGCAGAGCUCAAGGUGCCUAGCCCGCAGGGGCAGAAUGAGCUGUCCUCCCCGGAGCUCUGAUCACAUGCCGGGCUCGACUGGCACCCCCCCUCCCAUUGGUAAAGUCUCCAAAAGCUUAAUACUUUGAAUACCAUGACUCUGGGCUAGAGGAGAGGACUCUAAGUGAGAGAGACUCUGUAGAAAAGACAGCUGCUCUGAGGACUGGUCUUUGGGUGUUGGGGCUGGUCCCGUAUGUUCUAAUUUUCACUUGGAAAAACGUAUUGUUUCAAACAAAAUUUCUAUAAAUCACAAGCAGCCUCGUGAGCACCCAACAAGCAUAGUUUGUUCCUUCCCACCCUGGAGUGCCUGCAUCCAAAACUUCCUAACCUGGGCCUUCAAACUCUGGGAGCUCCCUGCAUCCUCAGUUCUGUAGCUGCCAUGUUUGGAGAUGGCGGGGAGAGGCCAGGCGGUAGGAACACGUCACAGCUGCUUGGCCCCUAGCUUUUGCUGGGGGGGAGAACAAGGAAAGAGACUCUCUUCACAUGUUGGAGGUAUUGACCCCAGUUACUGCAUGAGCCAAACUCCAAAUCCCUUCACUCUAUUAUUUUUUUUAAAUAAAAAAGAAAUAAAACUCUUUCCUCGGAGAAAA
Molecule: messenger RNA, 5421 nt
Organism: Dermochelys coriacea (leatherback sea turtle)
Lineage: Eukaryota; Metazoa; Chordata; Testudines; Dermochelyidae
Gene: SLC61A1
Product: major facilitator superfamily domain containing 5
Exons: 2
Coding region: 3495-4853 (452 amino acids)
Biological process (GO): molybdate ion transport
Cellular component (GO): membrane
Molecular function (GO): molybdate ion transmembrane transporter activity
Source: RefSeq, a predicted model, not a curated record